Messenger RNA from Penicillium soppii, 1773 nucleotides. Its product is annotated as Zn(II)2Cys6 transcription factor domain-containing protein. The record is from RefSeq and is a predicted model, not a curated record. Lineage: Eukaryota; Fungi; Ascomycota; Eurotiomycetes; Eurotiales; Aspergillaceae. Gene Ontology annotation, molecular function: zinc ion binding; DNA-binding transcription factor activity, RNA polymerase II-specific. Gene Ontology annotation, biological process: regulation of DNA-templated transcription. The transcript has 4 exons. Bases 1 to 1773 code for a protein of 590 amino acids.
AUGGUAUAUUGUGGAAAGCCAAGUGCGGCCUGUGAGCGAUGUCGCACCCGUCGUUUGAAGUGUGAUCAAGGAUCACCAUCUUGCACUCAAUGCAUGAGGGCCCAGGUUGAAUGCCCGGGAUAUCGAGAUCCAUUGGACUGGAGCUUUCGAGACCAAAGCGAGGACGUGAUCCGUAAGUCUCAGCGGACCGCACGCAAAAGGCGCACCGUACCUUCUUCCACUGCUAGCGCCAACACAUCCUCCAACACAUCUUCCAGUGGCGCUCAGAAUAUACUUCCGCCCCCAACAAACAGCCUAGUGUACCCAGAACGGGAACUAGCUAAGACCCAUGUCUUUGUGAACUAUAUGUCGGGUGGUCCCAGAGGGGGCCACAUGUCUUAUCUGCUACCUCUUUUGGCCAAAGAUCCUCGGAACUGCGUGAAUGCCGCUCUUUCUGCCGUUGGAUUGGCCGCAUUAUCCAAUAUUCGCCUUUCUCCGCGAAUGUUACUCAAAGCGCGUCAAGAAUACACUACCGCUUUGAGUGAAACAAAUCAGGCCCUGCAGGACCCUGUCUUGUCUAAGAGAGAUGACACACUGGCUGCAGUUGUGCUACUGGGCAUGUUCGAGGUUAUGACUUGCAGCGAUGACUCCUUUAUAGCCCGUUGGAUCAAGCAUAUGGAAGGAGCUAGUCAGUUGAUUGAGUUUCGAGGCCCAGAGCAAUUGAAUCGACAAGAAGGGUUAGAUUUGUUUACCAAUCUACGAGCACAAAUUAGCAUCAGCAAAAUAUACCAGGAAAAGUACAGCUCUUCUACAAUGACGCAACUCACGGAAGACGCAAAGCAACACCGAAGUCCCAAUGACCGAAUGGUGGAUGAAGUCGGCAGUGUGGUCAUUCGCCUGACUGACUUCUGCGCCGCGCUCAAGGACGGCACAAUCACCCAGCCUAGCGAGAUCAUUCGCCGGAUUUUGAAUCUGGACGCGGAACUGAUGUCAAUUCUCCUAACGGCUCCUCCGUCAUGGAGUUACAAAACAAUCAAGGUUCCGGUAGUCGACGGAGAGCUCAUUACCAACAUUGUCUGGGGUGAUAGCUACCAUGUGUACCGCAAUCUUUCUGUGAGCGGCGUUUGGAACAACGCUCGCUCAGCUCGACUUCUCAUGCACGAGUUACUUAUUGAUACCGUCAAGUCAAUUGAAGGUUCAUCGCCAGACAACAGCAGUCUCCAUCAGCAGCGCAUCCUAGCCACUCAAAGUCGACAAAUCGGGCAGCAACUCGUGGAUGAUAUCUGUGCCAGUGUGCCAUUCCACAUGGGUAUGGGCAUGGAAGAUGAAUAUGACUGGGAACUCCCUGGACAGCAAACCGGAGGUGAAACAUACGCAUCAUCGACUUGGGAUAAUGCAUCCUCUUCAUUUCCCUCCACAUCUCUACCAUGGUCACCAGCGCCCACAUUCCCAAUCACCGGGAUGAGCUCAUCUUCGGAUACAGAAGCUGGAAACUUUCGAGACUUCAUGGUGAACAUGAGCAUCACGGGUCCAGAGCCUCAACGGGGUUCACCUUUGCCCCCAAACUUCGAGAUAUUCGGAGCCGGCGGCGUCACCCUAGUAUGGCCACUGUUGAUUGCCGCCAACUCUGGAUUUGCGUCUCGAGAUAUGCGCAAGUGGAUUAUCAACUGCUUGGAUAAGAUUGGACAUUCGAUGGGAAUAAAUCAGGCUUUGGCUAUGGCAAAGUUGUUGCGAGAUGGGAUGGAUACUCGGGCUUGGCUGUCGCCUGAAGGUUCGCCGACUCAUGAGACAUGA